AUGGCGGCUUUGGAGAAUAUGGCUGCUACUAUGCAGACCACUGCAGAGGCUCUUGGGCAACAGAUAAACAAUAAUGUCAAUGGUGGAAGGGAAGCUCAGGGCCCGAUGACACUGGCUGUUGAGGCGAAGAAUGACCGUCGGGAGUCCCACCGCAGGGAGCACAAUCAAGAAUACCCAACAAGGGGUCAAGAGUUUAAGAGAAGAGGAUACCCACAACGUUUUCCUCAAAGGCGAAAUGACUUUGCGACGAGUGAGGAGUCCCAAAGAAACGGUAAGGGAAAACGGGCAGCGGCUGCUUCUGAUGUUUCGAGCUGUCAGAGAUGUGGAGGUCAUCACCCAAAUAGACCGUGUCGUUAUGGUUCGGGUUUGUGUUACAAUUGCGGAAAGCUAGGACAUGUGGUCAGAGAUUGCCCACACCGGAAGGAUCGGGAGACUGCCAGGUCCGAUUUUCGUACCUAA
Molecule: messenger RNA, 459 nt
Organism: Arachis stenosperma
Lineage: Eukaryota; Viridiplantae; Streptophyta; Magnoliopsida; Fabales; Fabaceae
Exons: 2
Coding region: 1-459 (152 amino acids)
Molecular function (GO): nucleic acid binding; zinc ion binding
Source: RefSeq, a predicted model, not a curated record